Messenger RNA from Aaosphaeria arxii CBS 175.79, 2599 nucleotides. RefSeq lists its product as uncharacterized. Gene Ontology annotation, molecular function: sterol transfer activity; sterol binding. Bases 351 to 2534 code for a protein of 727 amino acids. NCBI's taxonomy places the organism in Eukaryota, Fungi, Ascomycota, Dothideomycetes, Pleosporales. The record is from RefSeq and is a predicted model, not a curated record. Gene Ontology annotation, biological process: intracellular sterol transport. Gene Ontology annotation, cellular component: cortical endoplasmic reticulum; mitochondrion; endoplasmic reticulum-plasma membrane contact site. The transcript is spliced from 3 exons.
ACGAGGAGCCCGGAGCUACCGUGGACGGAUUGGGUCUAUCAUUAAGCGGAGGAGACAGCAGGCAGGGUUCGAACAUUCUAGAGAACGCGGGUCCGCUACACGCUUCGCCACCACAGCUUCACGAGAGCGGGCAGACACGGUCUUCCCCAAGCAUCCCAAAGCGAAUUAUAACACAGCUCCCGGCUACCCCACCCAAUCUGCACGAGACUCCAACUACACUGGUCACGCCGCCGACACCGACAGAUGCAAAGGCAAAGUCGCCAACCGAAUCCACUUCAAGCUCGAGGAUCGGUGCUAAGCAUACUCCGUCUCAAUCAAACCCCAACGUAGUCGUGUCCCCUUCGGGGAAUAUGAUAUCGCACCGACGUGCGCGCUCAGCUACAAACCCACCCAGCAAGCUAUCGAACUCCAUCUCUGCUCCGCUGACCCCUACAAUUGAAGAGGUUAAGACGCCAGGUGGAACAGCCGCACUACCCGCGCAGUCUACACAGUCACCCAGCGGGUUUUUCUCGUCCGUGUUCUCUGCAGCACAAAACGCCGCCAAUUCGCUCAGUAAGACGAUAGCCGAUAGCGCGAUCCAGAACAAGAACAAACCAGCCAGCCAGCACACGAAUACGGAAGAGAGACCAUCUACACCGGGAGGCGAAGAAGUCAUUGGUCCAGAGAGCACAAAUUCGUCAACGGUGAACAUUGGGACUGAGAAGCGUAGAUUAGCCGUGGAGACACUUGGAUCCGGAAAUCUGAGCUUGGCCGAACUUGGAAUAUCCGAGAGUAGCGAUCCUAGCCCAAUGACUUCGACGGUUAACUUGAAUGCAAAGGGGGACGAGGCGUCGGCCAAGGCGGAGGAUAUCGCGGCAGCGCAGGCAGUGUCCGCUGCAUAUGCUGCAGAAAAGUCAGCCGAUCGCCCACGGUCCCUAACUUCGACUUCAGCGCCUGCGGGCGGAGCUACAGGUGCAGUCUCACCGCAGAGACAGCCUGAGAUCACAGACUCGCCAGCACCUUCGUCGAUCCAGAGACAAGGUAGUAUCAGGAGCCGCAUCAGCGGAGGAAGGCGAAGGCGGCACCGUGGCAGCUCCGCUACGACUGGAAACAACAUUGCAGCUGCUAUAGUAGGCAGCACGACCAAUCUGACCGCGACACCUACGAGUGGGCAACGACUCAAUGGGACUGGAUUUGCCGUGGCUCCUUCGAAGCGCAAUCGGGAUUUCCACAACUUGUUUAAGAGUGUGCCUGAAGACGACUACUUGAUUGAAGACUAUAGUGCAGCCCUUCAAAAGGAGAUCCUGCUCCACGGACGCCUUUACGUAUCCGAAGGUCAUUUGUGUUUUUCCAGCAACAUCCUGGGCUGGGUAACGAACCUGGUCAUCAGCUUCGACGAGGUAGUUUCUGUGGAGAAGAAGUCUACUGCUGUACUAUUCCCGAACGCCAUCGUCAUCCAGACUCUCCAUGCUCGCAACAUCUUCGCCAGUUUUCUCACUCGAGACUCGACAUACGAUCUGAUCAUUGGGAUCUGGAAGAUUUCGCAUCCCAACCUUAAGUCGUCCCUGAACGGCGUGGCACUGGAUGGCUCCGGUACUGGUGACCGGACCGAGAAGGCCGAGUCUAUUGGAAGCGAUGAGGGCUCUACUCAGGAUUCCGACGACGAGGUUUACGACGAAGACGCCGAGGAUGAUGAUGGAAUGGGCAGUUUCACAGAUGCCGCCGAUGGUAGCGUAGUCAGCGAGGCCGGUUCCGUGAAAGUUGGUGAGACCAGGAAGGCGAGUGCAACCAUCGCACAGGCUGUGAGUGGAGGAGCAUCAAAGCUAUCCGAGGGUGCUGAGGUGGCAGUCAAUAAUGCAACCGGGGCCCAGGAUUUCCCAGGCCCAAGUACCCAUGCGCCAACUGAUUGUGGGGACGCCGAUUCACACUAUGAUAAGCUCCUGAUCGAUACGACUAUUCCAGCACCCUUGGGCAAAAUCUACAGCUUAAUGUUUGGACCUGCAAGCGGAGUCUUCAUGCGCAAAUGGCUCCUUGAAGAUCAGAAAUCUACUGAGCUACAAAUGGAGGAUGACAAGAAGGGACUGGGAAGCGAGAACAAGACUUUCAAAUUCUCUUACAUCAAGCCUCUCCCUGGCUCAAUCGGUCCAAGGCAGACAAAGUGCAACAUCGACAUGAGCUUGGAGCAAUUCGACUUGGAGAAGGGAGUUACUGUCCUCUGCUCCACUGGUACUCCAGACGUACCCAGUGGAAGUAUUUUCUUGACCAAGACUCGAUAUUGCUUAAGUUGGGGGCCAAAUAAUAGCACGAGGCUGCUCAUGACAUUCACGGUGGAGUGGAGUGGGAAGAGUUGGCUCAGAGGUCCUAUAGAGAAGGGUGCAAAUGAAGGCCAGCUCACCUACGCUACAGCAUUGGCAUCCGCUCUCAGGGCUGCAGUGUCCGCCAAAGCUCCAGCCAAAGUGCCAGGCAAGGGAGGCAAAUCGAGAAAACGUAGGGCACAGGUCGCAGACGAAGCCAGUCCGGAACCAAUUUCGAAGACGACUGGCCGACAUUGUUGAAUCGCUUUUUGAACCCAAAAUCAUCAUUGCUAUAUUGGUAUUGCUACUGACCUGGAAUUGGCUCU